Cheilinus undulatus (humphead wrasse) is the source of this 682-nucleotide messenger RNA. It is a transcript of the gene c9h15orf61, whose product is annotated as chromosome 9 C15orf61 homolog. Lineage: Eukaryota; Metazoa; Chordata; Actinopteri; Labriformes; Labridae. The coding region runs from base 53 to 523 and encodes 156 amino acids. The transcript has 3 exons. The record is from RefSeq and is a predicted model, not a curated record.
GCUGCGCUGAGUUUCCACACGGACGACUUUGACAGGAGCACCAGCUUUAGCCAUGAAGGAGUUUCUAAGGAAGGUGCACAGCAUCUUUCUGAAGAUCGUCCUAUUUCCGAGCACAUUUGGCAGGAAGGCCCCGCGUCCAGCAGCCUCAGAGGUGCUCACCUGUCACUUACAGCAGAGGAAACUUCCCCCGUGGACUUCUUUCUGUGUCCGCUACAGCUCCGUCCACAAUGACCAGUUUGGAUUGUCCAAUUUUAACUGGAAAGUUAAGGAAGCCAACUACCACAUACUGAGGACAGGCUGCUUCCCUUUUAUAAAAUAUCACUGUACCAAAGCUCCACCACAGAACCUGGACUUUGAGGACAAGUUUUUCACUGUGCUGAAAGCUAUUAAUCUAGGUAUCCCAUGUUUGGCCUAUGGCAUUGGUUGCUGGAUGGUGGUGGGAGCUGCAGAAACAGUGCAGACAAGUGUUGGACCUGUCACAGUUUAUUUUGCCUACAAAGAACAAGAAGGGGCACAGUACUAAAACCAUAAAACACAUGUGCUAUGCUGUUGUAUUUCAGACAGUUCCCAAGUAAUGCUCAGGUGGCUCUGUUGACAAAAGUGCUAUCCAUGUCAUUAGUGCUCCCAUUGUUUGACUGAACAGGUUCAUUUUGUGUUUAAUUAUUAAAGAUUUAAAAGUUGC